Lachancea lanzarotensis is the source of this 681-nucleotide messenger RNA. RefSeq names its product LALA0S09e04830g1_1. The coding region runs from base 1 to 681 and encodes 226 amino acids. The transcript has a single exon. Lineage: Eukaryota; Fungi; Ascomycota; Saccharomycetes; Saccharomycetales; Saccharomycetaceae. Gene Ontology annotation, molecular function: nucleoside triphosphate diphosphatase activity. The record is from RefSeq and is a predicted model, not a curated record.
AUGUCGCAAGUUGUACGUGAUAUCUGCGAUAGAUUCGAGAUAGUGUUGGCGUCAUCCUCGCCACGGCGAUAUGAAAUAGUUACAGAGGUGAUGGGAUUCAAGGAUGUCAGGUUGAUGAAGCCUACUUUUGAAGAGAAUCUAGAUAAAUCACUGUACGUGGAUAACCCAUUGGGCUAUGUUCAUGAUACUAGUCGGGAAAAGGCAUUGGGAAUUGUAGAAGAUCUGAUAAAAGAGCACAGCAAACUCCAGAACGCAAAUCAAAAGCCCAAGAUCAUCAUCUGUGCAGAUACAAUAGUGAUCGAUAGCGACAACGUAAUCUACGAAAAACCGCAGGAGUCUCAAAAGCAAAUGGAUAAUCUACUCAAGUUCCGGGAUAAUGAGUUGCCCUUGCGGGUGGCCACAAGUGUGAGUUUGAUCAAGUGGCAAGGUCCCGAGAAUCACACUUUUUUGCAAUUUGAAGAGGUUUCGGAGCUUUACUUCGAUCCAGACUUCCCAUUGGCGAUUGUGAACGACUACGUAGACUCCAAAGACGCUUUGGAAGUAGCUGGUGGCUUCAAAGUGCAGAGUUUCGGUGGAGCGAUGAUUCGCAAGAUCAACGGCGAUUUCUUCAACGUUGUGGGUUUACCUUUAAACAAGACCUUUAAAGAGAUUUACGCAGCGGCUUUCCCAUUGGAACAAUGA